Molecule: messenger RNA, 856 nt
Organism: Ruditapes philippinarum (Manila clam)
Lineage: Eukaryota; Metazoa; Mollusca; Bivalvia; Venerida; Veneridae
Product: receptor-type guanylate cyclase gcy-28-like
Exons: 4
Coding region: 128-610 (160 amino acids)
Source: RefSeq, a predicted model, not a curated record
CAGAUUUUGAGUAUAUUUAUUAUAGGGAUCAGAAUAUUCGGCGUUUCUUCAUGAUGUUGUUUAUUUGUAUCUUCUUGUUCUGAAUGAGACUCUCGCCAAUAACGAGAAUCCGCGGAACGGAACGCUCAUGUUUGAAAGAGCCAAGGGCAAAACGUUUCGAGGUAUGACAGGAAAUGUCAAAGUUGACGACAAUGGCGACAGGGAACCAGAUUAUUGGGUCUGGGAUCUGGUACCCGGUGCAACAGAAUUUCAUGUCGCAAUGGAAAUAUCCCUGACUUCUGUAGAUAGUGAGAAAAUUCAGAUUCUUAAAGAAAUUGUAUGGGAAACAACAGGUGGUAAAGCUCCGCCUUCCACUCCAACAUGUGGGUUCUUAAAUGAGAACUGCCCACCUGAAAAAUCAAAUAUGGUAUUAAUAAUUUCUAUUUUUACUGUCGUCGCCAUUGUCCUAGGUUCAGCUGCAAGUGUCACAGGCUACCUCUGGUACAGGUUUGUACAUGGCGACUCAUUAUCAGCAAAAUCUACAUUUCUUGAACUUCAGUUGACAAUAUUUGUUUGUUUGUUUCAUUUUACGCCUUUUUCCCAACAGUAUUUCAGUCAUAUAGGCGGGUAGUUUCCUAACCAUCUUUCCUGGAGAGUUACACCAGUACUAGACUCCCUUCCUCCGCGCUAAACUACCAAAGCAUCUCCCGGGGAUCGAACCCAUGCCAGAGAGGUAAAUGGUUUAGAAGUCAUCGACUCUAACCCCUCGACCACGGAGGCGGUUUUCAGUUGACAAACUUUUAUCAAAAUUUCAUAAUACUAUAUAUUGUCAAAUCUACAUUAUAUAAUCUCCCACUGUCAAACAUUUUAAGCUACA